UUUUUCUUUUCAAAAAAACAAAAAAAAAAUAUCUUUUUUUGUUUCUGGAUUGGCCUUCUUUUUCAAUGAAGAAGAUAUUUGUAAAACUUUCCUCUCAAUUUGAAUUCGAUUAAUAAUUCUUCUGUUUGAUAUAAAUUUUAUAUAUUUUUUUGCUUGAUUUUAUUCGCGAUUUCUGUUUCGUUCGUUUUUUUUUUUGCUGCUAUUCGUUUGUUGGCCGCAAUUUCUCGCUUCGUCAUCAGCGUCAGCAUCGUCAGCUACAGCUUUAGCCAGCUUCAACAACAACAACGUUCACAAUCUCUGUGGUCUCUGCUGGCUGGUUGGAGAUUUUUAUAAAAUCUUUUUUUUUUGUUGUUGUUGUUUUGUUUUUGCAUUUUAGAGAUACAAGAUACGACCACUCACUGUUUUCGUCGUUGUUUGUUUUUGUGUCGGCCGCGCGGCUCGUUUACGGAAUAGUUUUUACUGGUUUUUUCCUGAUCCUUUUUCUGUUGGCAGUUUAUACAGAGUCUAUAGUCUUGUAUAAUAGUGUUGUCGUCCCUUUAUUUUGCUGCUGUGUGUGUUUUGGUGUGACCUUUAACAUUUAUUUCCAUUUUUUUAUUGCCGUAAUUUAAGCUGUUUUUUUUUUCUGAUUUUGGCUUUAACCAAGAUUUACACACUGACAACGCGGGUUUAAAUUUGAAUUCAAACAAAAUUCAGUUCCGUUUCCGCUUUAACCACAAUAUCCUGUGUGCAUCAAAUUGAAAUAAGGAAGACAAAUCAUUUUAUUUUAUAUAUAUUUUGUAUUGAAUAAGAAAAUAUAAAAAAAUUAAAGUCUUCCACAAAGAGAAAAAAGUUUCAAAAAUUCUGUGCUGUGUUGGUAAAAAAGUGUCGUGUGUUUCUGUUGAAUUUAUAAAAAUUUGAAUUAAAACAGAAAAAAAAAACAACGUGGAUAUAAAUAAAUAUUUUUUGGAUUAUGAUUAAGCAGAUUACAAAUAUUUAUUGAAAAUUGGCGGAACGACAUCAAACUGCGAUAGCAGCAGCAAACAGCAGAAGUUAAAACACUUGGCGUAUGGGGGGCGGGAUAUCAACACCUCCAAACUAUUCCAAUCAGCUAUUCAGUGGAUUUUUAAUGAUAAACCCCGGCUAAAUUUUAUUCAGAAUGUGUUAGAGUCAUUUCCCAUUAAAUUGUUAUUUUUUUAAUUUAAUUAAAUUUUUUUCUUUAAAUUUUUUAAAUGUGAAAGUUUCAAAAGAAAUUAAGUGAAAAGUUUCAAAAAAACCAAGUUCUUGUGAAAAAAAGUUUAAAAAAAAUCAAAGAAAAAUCCUUUUUUUAUUGUAAAACAGCGCAAGUGUGGAAGUCAUACUGUUAAUUUGUAAAAAGAUGUUGCGAUCGCCCACACAUCUUGUGGGACAUGGUCCAACAUCUCAUACAGCCAACUCAUCCCCAAACAAUGGUAGUCACAACUCGCAUCAUCUACAUCAUCAAAAUGGUGUUGGCGUUGGAGUUGGUGGUAUAGGAUCGCCAUUACAUCGUAACCAUCAUACAAAUGGUACAGCAACUAAAACAACGAAUGGAUUUAAAAAUGGAUUUUUACUAAACGGUGGUGCUAUUAGCGGUAAAUCAUCGCAACAUAAUAAUAAUAACAAUAAUACUAGCAACAAUAAUAACCACCAUCAUAAUAAUAUGACAUCGCCAGCUGCAUCGGCAAAUUCUUCAGCUUCGUCAUUAAUGACGACAGGGGGAGCCACUAACACAGCCAAUCAUCAUCAUGGUGGUGUUAGUGGAUCAACAACAACAACACAAACAACAACACGAACGUCAUUAUUUGACUCGUGUCAUCGGAAAAUACGUCUAAUUGGUGGCGGACCCGUGGCGUUCCUUGGCGGACUUGUUGCAAAAGCCCGUCGCAAAGAACGGGAUGGCGAUCAAAAUGCAUCAGAUACAAAAUUAUACCUAGAAGAGAGUGUUUUAGAGCGUAAACUACCUGAAGCUGAUCUCAAAGCCUUAGUUGAUCUUCCAGCUGGUUUAGAUUAUAAUGAAUGGCUAGCGUCGCACACACUGGCACUUUUCGAACAUGUUAAUCUAGUUUAUGGAACAAUUAGUGAAUUUUGUACACCAUCCGGAUGUCCGGAUAUGACUGGGCCUGGCAAUAGAACGUACUUAUGGUUCGAUGAAAAGGGUAAAAAAACCCGCGUUGCUGCACCCCAAUAUAUCGACUAUGUCAUGACAUUUACCCAAAAAACAGUCAGCGACGAGUUAAUAUUCCCAACCAAAUACGCCAACGAAUUUCCAAAUUCGUUCGAAUCGAUCGCCCGUAAAAUUCUACGCUUGCAAUUUCAUGUGAUAGCUCAUCUAUAUGCGGCGCAUUUCCGAGAAAUCGCCCUCCUAGGAUUACACACACAUUUAAAUUUAACCUUUGCCCAUUUGACGGCCCUGCACAGGCGCUUUAAUUUAAUCGACGAAAAAGAAACAGAUGUGCUGCGUGAUCUCGAAGUGGCGUUACGCCUAACCGAUGACGGAAGUAAUUCCAGCGAAACAGCAUCCUCACAAACCGGUGGUGGGUCAUCAUCGGCGACGGGAGCGGGAUCGGGUGGAUCAUCAUCAGCGACAGCGACAGUUCAUCAUACGGGAGCAGCUGUCACAACGAUGACAGGCACUGUCACCGGUGCCAGUGAGGAUGUCAAUUUGUUGCAAUCGGGUCGUCUAAUUGAUGGUGAUGCGAUGGCACAGCCCAUUUGCACGCAGCCCGAAGCCAAGAAAGGUCUGAAUAGUGAGCAAUCAGAUAUUCGAGGCGGUGCUGGGGGCGGUGGCGGACUGAUGGGCGGGAUUUUGGGGGAUUUUAAUACAAGUGAAUUCGGUGAUAUGCGAACGGGCGGCGGAACUAGUGGCUACUGUAUUGGCGGUAGCACAACAGCAAAAAGCAGCCAUAUUGGCUAUAAUAAUAAUCAUCACAACGGUAGCACACACAAUAUGUUGCAAUGCAAUAGCAGUAGUAAUAAUAGUAGUAAUAAUUCUCCUACACCUCAACAACACCACACUUCGCAUACAACAACUGCAUAGUUUUUUGCAACUAUCAAUAAAAUUAUAUUAAACUAUUAUGGGCAAACACCAAAAGAUGGCGUUGUUUUGCACUCUCUUUACUAUUACGUUUUUUCGUUAUUUUUUUUUUUUUUAUUUUUUUGUUUUAUUUCUAUUUUUUCAAAAUGAAACAAUUUAAUUGUUAAAAUAUUUGUCGUAAAUGUAAACAAAAAAAAAUAAAAACUCACAUAAAAUUAUUGAUAACAAAAAAUAAAAAACACACAUACACAACAAUUUGAAAAUUACGAGUAUCUAAAGUUUAUUUUUUCAAAAAAAAAAAAAAAAACAAAAUUUAAAUAAAAAAAAAAACUAACUAAAUAUACAAAACAAAUUGUUAAAAACCACACUUGUGUUUGCUGAAAAAAAAAAACAAAGAAAAAAUAAAAAGUGUUUCUGUUUUUAAGUUAACACUCAAAUUUUAAAGAAAUUAAAAAGAAAAAAACAAAAAAAAAAAAA
Messenger RNA from Episyrphus balteatus (marmalade hoverfly), 3508 nucleotides. It is a transcript of the gene Mob2, whose product is annotated as MOB kinase activator-like 2. The record is from RefSeq and is a predicted model, not a curated record. Gene Ontology annotation, cellular component: cytoplasm; nucleus. Gene Ontology annotation, molecular function: protein kinase activator activity. The transcript has 5 exons. Bases 1355 to 3034 code for a protein of 559 amino acids. Gene Ontology annotation, biological process: positive regulation of protein phosphorylation; signal transduction. Lineage: Eukaryota; Metazoa; Arthropoda; Insecta; Diptera; Syrphidae.